Messenger RNA from Ciona intestinalis (vase tunicate), 2614 nucleotides. RefSeq names its product NTPase KAP family P-loop domain-containing protein 1-like. Lineage: Eukaryota; Metazoa; Chordata; Ascidiacea; Phlebobranchia; Cionidae. The record is from RefSeq and is a predicted model, not a curated record.
CUCCAUCAGUGCACACGCCCCUGUCAAUAGUCAACCUUAGCCUACACAGACCUUGAUACUAUACUAGGCAGUUUUCUGCGCCAAUGCUUAAGCAAGGGUGACUCAGAACAAGUUUAACAGAAAGUUAGAAAACUUAAGAAAAAAUAAACCAUAAGUAUAUAUGCAUAGUUAGCUUGUGCUUGUGCAUUUAAAGGCGAAAGAAGUGCCGGACAUGUCGCAAAACCGAGACAGUGCAACAGGCGCGCAUGACGGCUUGGGAUACUCGAAACUGGCUCGUGUCCUCGGCGAUACCAUUGCAUGCAAGAAAGCUCCGUUCACGGUCGGUGUUUAUGGAAAAUGGGGAACAGGGAAAACGCAAAUGUUGCGGUUAGUUCGAGAGAGAUUGGAACUUUUGACGAAUGCUUCCCGAAACAAUCGAUCUUUAUCAGUAAAUAUUUUUACUUUGGUGUACCGACUAUUUUUCUUUGACCCGAUCAUCGAGCCCCCUCCAAAAGAUACGAAAAUCAUCUUUGUUGAUUUUAGCAUACUCGACUAUGCUGGAAGCGACAAACUAUGGGCCGGAGUCAUUACACACAUUUCUACAACGAUUGACGAAAUCUUUGGAAAAUGGGCAGUAAAAAUAUUUCGAACUUGGCACUACAAGCCCGAAAUUGACCUCAAGCCUUAUUUGGAGCCACCUAAAAGUUACCAAAAAUCGACCAGUUCCGGAUGGAAACUCGCAAGAAUGUCCUCAUUUAUUGUUCCAAUCCUUGUAAUGCUGCUGGUGAUAACAGCCGUUGUGUGUUUCACGAUGUUCGGUUUGCCAAACUUUGGAGAUAUCGGUGCAGGCAGUGACAAAGAUAUUGUAACCACAGUUGUUGCAUCUGUGCUCGGUCUCGGAUUCGCUGUGAAAGUUGUGGAUGUUUUCAAAAUGGUUUCUAACUUGGCUUUAACGCAAGCUUCGAAGAUAACUUCAAUGUCAAAGAAAGCUGACUUUACGACUUCUUUGGGUUUCAUGGCUAAAGUAAAGAAAGAGAUAUACUACAUGACUUCGGUAGUGCAAUAUAUGUCAGUACUUUUACAGUACGACAUAAAAAUUUGUCUUAUCAUAGAUGACGUGGAUUUGCUCGGAAAAGAAAAAAUCAUGAGUCUGUUUAAGGUCGUGUCUUUGUUGCAAAACUCCAGAUGCUCCAGAUACGUUCAAAUACUAUGUAUGGAUCCAAUGAUAGCUGCUAACCUGAUUAAAAAAGCUCUCUGUCGUGAGUUAUCAUCGAACGUGAACGGACAUGCUUUCCUGCGAAGAAAUAUCCAACUCCCGUUUCACAUACCAUCAUUCGACGACAGAAUUCGAAGCCGAUUAUUUCUACUUAAGCAAGAAAGCGAAACUGUUAGGCAACAAACGAUUUCAACAAAAAAAGAAAAGUCGAGUGGGCAUUAUAGCACUGAAAUGACCUCCUUGCUUUCGGUUGUAGCAUCUGCCGAAGAACCUUUGCCAAAACGACCACUUAACAGAAAACUCGAACGCUACAACGAAACAAGACGAGAGGUUCUUCACUGUUUCCAAAACAGCAUUUAUCUAAAGCGGUUUAACCAAGGCAACGAAAGAUCAGUUGACCGUGUAUUAAUUUCAACACAAUUCGCACUGCGUCUGUACCAAAGCAAGCAAUGUAAGCCAAUAGGUCCAAGAGUCGAUACAGAAGCAAUAGCUGCAUGGAUUACAUUAGCAGAUCAAUGGCCGUACAGACUAAGCUGGAUCUGGCAAGCGAUCGAUGACAACGCCCAAAAUCACACCCUAGACCCACAAGCUACAAUUAAGUUUGCAGGCUGCUCUCCACUCUCUGAUAUUUACAAUCUGGUUGCUGCAAAGUUGACGCACCCCGAGAACUGGCGAUCUUUGCUGGAAUUGGACGGUGAUCCAGAAACGUUUGUUCAAAUGUUAAAGACGUUUCGAUUCACAAUAGAUCAGAUGAACAGUUUUCUACCGAUCACAACAGAUUUAAAUCGUUCCAUUCGUGGAAUUAUCUGCAACGCAGCGUCAGAAUGCUUGGUUAAACAAACAAGUUCAUUAUUUGAUGGUUGUCGGUCAAGAUGGAAGUUUAUGGAACCCGUUGAAAGGUGGACAGUAGAAGAUGUUUGUGAGGAGCUGGAAAAAAUUGGAAUUAACACAAGAAACAUAGAAAAGUAUAAAGAGCUUAUUCACGAAAAAGAAAUCAACGGGCAAGUUUUGUGCGAGUGCACUCGUGAGGAAAUGAGAACUGAAUUUUCGAUGACGCUGGGAGAUUGGGCGGUCAUGAAAAAGUAUUUAGGUGCACUGAAGACGUACCAUGGCUUAAAUAGAAGGUCAAUUAUGGUAGAUGACCUUGAAAAUGAAACCUUGACGUGACAGAUUUAUUCUUAUUGUAUGUCUCGUUGUGUAACAUUAAGUUUUAUUUAUUUAACCCUAAUUUUAUAGCAUUGUUGUACUCAAGGAUUUUUACAUUUUAUUAUUACUUAGUUGCGUACUACUGAAGGAAUUAUCAGAUCCUUUCUAACCUGUUUGUAAAAUAAAAUUUUGAAAAAAAGGGUCAGAAAGGCGUUGUGUAGAGAGGUGAAAAUGUUUUGCUGCUUUUUAAUUACACUAAUGACCGUAUAUUUA